AUGGAUAUGGCUGUGGCUUGUCUCCCGCCCUUCUCCGACUUUCGUCAGGGCAAGAAGAAGUCGACAACCUCUUCUCAAUCGCUCGCUCUUGGAGGCGCCCAACACUCAAAAAAUGCCGACCGGAAUACUAACCUUUUCGCCCGUUCUUUUCGUGAUAGCUUCAAUUCGAGUUACUACGGCAAAGACUAUCGAGCGGGCGCUGCCCUGCUUCGAGCUCGUCGCCCCUAUCUCGUCAAGAAUGCUCUGACUGGAUUGGGGCUGUGUCUGUUUACUGUCGGCGUUUACUCAUUCACAAUCCGUGCUGUCGGACAAGAAGAUUUCUCCGAUGUCGUUGUCCCCGACGCUCCACAGCAAAGCAACAGCCAGAAGAAUUAA
Messenger RNA from Talaromyces rugulosus, 375 nucleotides. RefSeq lists its product as uncharacterized. The record is from RefSeq and is a predicted model, not a curated record. The coding region runs from base 1 to 375 and encodes 124 amino acids. Gene Ontology annotation, biological process: mitochondrial respiratory chain complex IV assembly. Gene Ontology annotation, cellular component: mitochondrial inner membrane. The transcript has 3 exons. Lineage: Eukaryota; Fungi; Ascomycota; Eurotiomycetes; Eurotiales; Trichocomaceae.